GAAGGCAGUUGGUGCAGCCUGUGUGUGAUUCCGAACGUCAUGUUGGCUGAGAGCCAGCCUGAUUUUAUUUCACUGUGUCAAAUUGUACCUCCUUAUUGAAUUCCUUUGCCAGCCUACUUUGUGAAAGAAAACAUUGGGGUUUCUUUGGCUGUUCUUGAUAAGCCUAUAAAAUAUGACAUGUUUUAGUUGCUUCUAGUUGCUGAAGUAAAGGAACCCUGCAGCCUUCCCAUGCUAUCUGUUGACAUGGAAAACAAGGAAAAUGGCUCUGUCGGUGUAAAAAAUUCCAUGGAGAAUGGGAGGCCCCCCGAUCCUGCAGACUGGGCUGUGAUGGAUGUCGUCAACUAUUUCCGAACAGCAGGAUUUGAGGAGCAAGCUAGUGCUUUUCAGGAGCAGGAAAUUGAUGGAAAAUCCCUGCUAUUGAUGACAAGAAAUGAUGUGUUGACAGGACUUCAGUUAAAAUUGGGGCCUGCUCUGAAAAUCUAUGAGUAUCAUGUAAAACCUCUGCAGACAAAGCAUUUAAAGAACAGCUCUUCAUAGUACAGUCACAUUGGGGUCUUAGAUCUCAAAAAAUACAUAAUGACAUAAUUUAGUUUCAUGUGAUGAAACUUUGCAAACAGAAUACAUACAUGUGUAUAUGUAAAGAAUUUCAAUCAAAUGAAACGUUAUCCUAUUGGAUAGUCUAGGCAAUCCAUCGGCUGACCUGAAUUCAGCCAGGAGGAGCAAGGACAGCAUGUGGACGGGAUUAUUUUCCUUGUGGAAUUUGUCAAAUAGAAUGAUCUUUGACAUGAUAAGACACCCCUCCCUACCAAGGGGAUUUUUUUCAUAGAUUGCUUUUCCAAAAUCCUUAAAAAAGAAUUGAAUGGAAUGAGCAUCUUUUGGUUACAGAUGUAGGAAGAUUAAAAACAAGAAAACUUGGGGAGGGGGAGGAAAGAGAAGGGGACCGCUGUCUCCCUUGAAUUCUUCUGCUCCCUAGAGCUUGUGUUGUUUGGAUGGAAUUGCCAACACCCUUUUUAUAGAGGGUCCUUCACUUGACCUUAUUAAGGUUUCACUGGGAUAUGCUGCGAUGGUUGAAAUGAACGUGCAUCACGGCCCCUUCAGGAGCAGAAGGGUAGCUCUGAAAAGAAAAACUCUGUUGCAUAUUGGGGAUAUCCAUCCACAUUCAUUUCACAGGGGGUGAUGGUAUAUUCUGCAUAGAUUUGCUUUUAAAUUGGUUCUUUGUUUCCGAAGAAAGCAUUUUUUCACCUUCAUGGUUUGUAUUUAUAAUAAUUUGUUUCUGAAGAAAUUUGCCAAGAGUUGCAGAUCAAAAAGCCUUGUUACUAGUACAGAAUAUUUUUAUAUAUAUUCCUUCAUGAUGGUGUAAUAUUUUUUUAAUUGCUCUGAUGCUUUGUUUGAUUCCUGGUUUGAGUACUUGUUUUUAAGAACUUGAAAAAGUGGGCUUACUACAUCUCUGUUCAAAGAGACAUUUGUUCAAUCUCUGUGUGUCAAUGCCGUGUUGAAUUGGUGCUUUGUGGUCGCAAUAAAACAUUGCUUCAGUUUA
Molecule: messenger RNA, 1537 nt
Organism: Ceratotherium simum simum (southern white rhinoceros)
Lineage: Eukaryota; Metazoa; Chordata; Mammalia; Perissodactyla; Rhinocerotidae
Gene: SAMD13
Product: sterile alpha motif domain containing 13
Biological process (GO): negative regulation of DNA-templated transcription
Cellular component (GO): nucleus
Molecular function (GO): chromatin binding; histone binding
Source: RefSeq, a predicted model, not a curated record